This is a messenger RNA of Hippocampus zosterae (dwarf seahorse), 927 nucleotides long. Its product is annotated as histone H4-like. Gene Ontology annotation, biological process: nucleosome assembly. The record is from RefSeq and is a predicted model, not a curated record. Gene Ontology annotation, cellular component: nucleosome. The transcript has a single exon. Lineage: Eukaryota; Metazoa; Chordata; Actinopteri; Syngnathiformes; Syngnathidae. Bases 124 to 474 code for a protein of 116 amino acids. Gene Ontology annotation, molecular function: protein heterodimerization activity; structural constituent of chromatin; DNA binding.
UUUACUUUUAAAACAACAUUCUUACUUGAGUUGUGCUGAGUGAAGCUCCUCCUCGCAAGCUUGCAUCAGCUGUUCUCUUUCAGGUCCGCAGUCUUGUAAUAAGAGUACCCGCCCUCAGCAGUCAUGCAUCGUUACACGUCACAUUUGAAUCUUGUUGAGAACAUGUCUGGAAGAGGCAAGGGAGGUAAAGGUCUCGGAAAAGGAGGCGCCAAGCGUCACCGUAAGGUCCUCCGCGACAACAUCCAGGGCAUCACCAAGCCUGCAAUUCGUCGUUUGGCACGCCGCGGAGGGGUCAAGCGUAUCUCCGGUCUCAUCUACGAGGAGACCCGUGGCGUACUCAAGGUCUUCUUGGAAAACGUCAUCCGUGAUGCUGUCACAUAUACCGAGCACGCCAAGAGAAAGACCGUCACUGCUAUGGACGUGGUGUACGCGCUCAAGAGACAAGGACGCACUCUUUACGGAUUCGGCGGUUAGACUUAUCCUUCGCCCAAUCUACCAAACAAACUAAAGGUCCUUUUAAGGACCAUCCACUACCACUAACAAGAACUUUCACAUUGCCUUUGCCUUGUUGAUUUUGGUUGAGUAGACACUCAGCCGGGUGUCAAUAACAAACAAUCAGCCAGAGAAGAAUAGUAUUUGAAAAGAUCGGGAUCAAUUUUGUACAAAAAUUUAAUUUUGAUUUAGAAUUGUGACAAUGUUUGGACGAAAGUGUAUAAUGGAUUAAGGUAACGUUUUUGAAAAAAGUAUUAACCAUUAGUUUUACACACAUACCUAAAUAACUUCAAUCGGGUACAUAUAUUUCAGUUAAAGCACACUGUAGAUUUAAUAGGGAAAUUAUAUAAGGUAUAUCAAUUUUACCAGUUUGUUUUGGCAUCUCAGCACCUAACGCUGUCAGAAAUACCCAUUAAAAAUGUAUAUGGCCACGCA